AUGCAGUGGAGGGGUCGUCUGUCACCCUUGCUGCUACAGACGGCCAUGGCUCUCCAGGAGUGUGAUGCGUGCCUUCCGUCGCACGAGGGCGCCGGAGUUGACGUGUGCCGCGAGUGUCGCGCCAGCUUCGACAGUGGGCGGCUGCCUAAGGCCUGCUCGGUCAACAACAUGGCCAUCGGUUGUGAGCACCGGUACCCCGAAGAGCUUGAUGACCUCUCUCCCGUCGAAGAGAGACUCAUUGCCCUGCAUGCACCUUUUGGCUAUAUCACUAAGUUCACCGUCGACAACAAGACCCGUUCGGGAAUCAGUUACCGCAAGCACGUGAAAGGACAUAUUGUCGUCUUUCCGAACAAAGUGGACGAUCUCGUGGCCACGGUUCUUCCUCAUCCCUUGCUGCAGGCCAUCGAGAACAUUCACGUCUCUUGGAGCGGUUCGGCUAAGCCUGGCUCCGCAGACGUCAGAAACCUGCUUCAGGUGCGCAAAUCUCGAGUGGCAGCUGCCUUGGCAUGGCUACAAAGGAACAACCCGCUUUAUGAGGGUAUCGCAAUCAACCAAGCAGAGAUGGACGGCUGGCAGUAUGCCGACGGCUCCACUGUUCCGACCGUCAUCAUGGACCGCAUGCGAAGAGAGGAACCGUCGACUGUUGAGAAGACACAAACGGACCACAUAGUCCCGGACACCGAUCGAGGCUUGCAGGAAAACAGCUUUAGAAGCAUCGAUGAACUGGUGAACUCGAUCGAUCCUACUUUCAUCGCCGAAUCUUGCGAUUUGAACUGUACUCUGUCGACCGAGCAGACUCAACCCUCUGGGAAGGGGCGGCCCGAAAUCGAAGUGCGACUCGAGUCACAGACGACAAGGCGGCCCUGCCGACCGUCGUCCGAAUCACUCGCUUAA
Hirsutella rhossiliensis is the source of this 894-nucleotide messenger RNA. Its product is annotated as PIF1 protein. The transcript has a single exon. The coding region runs from base 1 to 894 and encodes 297 amino acids. The record is from RefSeq and is a predicted model, not a curated record. Lineage: Eukaryota; Fungi; Ascomycota; Sordariomycetes; Hypocreales; Ophiocordycipitaceae.